UGGCACUGCCGCGAAGGAAAUGAACUGCUCUCAUGCUUUCCUUUCUUCUGUGCUCCACGGCGUGUACUAUCAGCGAUGGCACACACCAAGCUCUUGUUUACAAACUAUUCUUCGAGCUUCGUGAGUCUCAGCUGCCACCGCGUCACCUACUGUCAUUAAGAUCUUCUGCUGUUGGUCGUGGACGAUUCUGCUAGUUUCCGUGUCUAGCCUUGUAAUUGAAAGGUUGGCGGGAAAACGCACCGGAGCAGUUUAAAGUGUGAUUCAUUCUUUUUGCAGGCAAGCAGUUUCGUAAUGAAAGAGCUAGAGACGAAAUGGACCCCGCUCAGACCUCGAAUCAAGGCAGGAUCGGGCUCGAGGGCCGGGGAGGGACAAAAGUUCCCGGAAAUAUGUUGUCGCGACACACUUUCCGAUACGUGUUCGUGGGAGGCAUGUUCGCUGCUGGUAUAGCGUGGUACGCCUCCUCCCAUGGUAUGCUGGGUUCUGCCGGUGAAAAAAUGAUUGCUGCAAGCAGAGGUGGAUCCAAGCCACCCACUGUGCCAGGAAAAGAGCAAGUGGAUGAAGCUCCUUCCGCAUCCAGGGCUACUACCCCGAGCGGCCAGGCUCAUACUGGAACAGCUCAAGGGCAUGCGGAAGGGCUAAAGCCUAAGUAAAUGUUGAGCUACUACUAUAUCUUCGGUUUUGUCAGUCAACUGCUGACAAUCUAGUUUGUGUUGAAGUCAAUACAUUCGCAUGAAAUUUUAGGAGGUAUCAGGUGAAGCAAAAUAAAGCUGUAUGCACCCUUAAUUGCUUAGAUUGUACAAAGAAGCAAAAUUUUAUCUUGGUGUUGGGCCAGGCGUCUCGUUUGUGGAAAUUUAGACUGCCUCAAUCAAAUGCAUAUCUGAGAAUAAUGUUCAUGGAACUUGAAUAUAAUUUAACCUUCAUGGAAUUGUAACACGUUCAGUGGUACCAUUCUCCUCAA
Physcomitrium patens is the source of this 958-nucleotide messenger RNA. RefSeq lists its product as uncharacterized. The record is from RefSeq and is a predicted model, not a curated record. NCBI's taxonomy places the organism in Eukaryota, Viridiplantae, Streptophyta, Bryopsida, Funariales, Funariaceae.